AUGGCGUCGAACAAGGCGCCCAGCGCAGGUUCAGAAACCGCCACGAAAGUGUCCAUACUCGGCAAGGACACCAUCAUAGUCGACUAUGGACUGUGGCCUCACUACGCAACACAUGAUCUCCUCGCUAACAUUCCCUCGUCGACCUAUGUUCUCAUUUGCGACUCCAACCUCGCCAAAUUGCCCUAUGUCCCCGCCUUCAUCCGGUCUUUCGAGGCCGAGCGCGCCAAGCUGGGUAAGAGAGCGGAGGAUGUACGACUCCUCGUCUACGACACCAUCCCACCCGGCGAAACGAGCAAGAGCCGUAAGGUCAAAGCCCAAAUCGAAGACUGGCUCCUCAGUCAAGGAUGCACGAGGGAUACUAUCCUGCUUGCAUUAGGCGGUGGGGUCAUGGGAGACUUACUCGGAUAUGUUGCUGCGACAUACAUGCGGGGCAUCAAGUUCGUACAGAUCCCGACGAGUCUGCUGAGCAUGGUCGAUAGUUCGAUUGGCGGGAAAACGGCCAUUGAUGUUCCUAUGGGAAAGAAUUUGGUAGGAGCAUUCUGGCAACCAGAGAGGAUUUACAUUGAUCUGGCUUUCUUGGAGACAUUGGACAAGAGGCAAGUUUGCAAUGGAAUGGCUGAGGUGGUGAAGACUGCUGCAAUCUGGGAUGAGAGGGAAUUUGAGAGGUUGGAAGAAGGCGCCGAUGCUAUCAUGGCUGCUUUGGAGAGGCCGCUGGGAAGAGGACGGUUUGAGGGCAUCGAGAAUGUGUUCAAGAGGAUCGUGCUGGGCAGUGCACGUGUCAAGGCAGAAGUUGUUACUGCAGAUGAGAGGGAAGGUGGGUUACGAAAUCUGCUCAACUUUGGACACUCUAUUGGCCAUGCUUAUGAGGCUAUUCUGACUCCGGAAAUUCUACAUGGAGAGUGUGUUGCUGUGGGUAUGGUGAAAGAGGCAGAGCUGGCAAGAUACCUGGGCAUACUGGAGCCUGCUGCUGUAGCGAGGCUGACAAAGGCCAUCAAGAGUUAUGGACUACCGACGAGCUUGGAGGACAAGUUCAUUACCAAGAAGACGAGGAAAGUCUGCAAAGCGGACGAGCUGCUCAGGAAGAUGGCAGUAGACAAAAAGAACGCUGGGUCGAAGAAGAAGAUUGCACUGCUGGAAUCGAUCGGGAAAUGCUAUGAGCCAGAGACUGGACCAGGAGCAGCCAAGUGCGAUGAUGAAGAUAUUAGGAUUGUUCUUUGUCCCUCUGUGCUGGUCAAGCCUGGCGUGCCCGAAGGCUUGGACGUAGUGUGCAAACCCCCCGGAAGCAAGAGCAUCUCGAAUCGAAUAUUACUAAUGGCAGCGCUGGGCAAGGGAGAAUGCAGGAUUACCAAUUUGCUAGCUUCCGAUGACACACAAUACAUGCUCUCUGCGAUCGCGAGUCUACGAGGUGCGACAUAUGCAUGGGAAGAUUCAGGCCGUGUGCUGGUUGUGAAUGGCAACGGUGGAAAUUUGAAGGCCUCAGCAGAUGAAAUCUUUAUUGGCAAUGCUGGCACUGCUUCGCGCUUCUUGACGACAGCCCUGACUCUGGCAGAACCUUCCAAAGAAGCAUCUCACACUAUCCUGACUGGGAACGCUCGCAUGCAAGAACGACCGCAAGGUCCACUGGUUGAUGCCCUCAAAUCAAACGGCGUCGACAUGGAGUAUCUCGGUAAGCCGGGCAGCCAAAGCCUGCCUCUGCGCAUUGGUGCAGCCGGCGGCUUUGAAGGCGGUGACAUUGAGCUCACAGCAAAGGUCUCGUCGCAGUACGUCUCCUCAAUUCUCAUAUCAGCUCCAUAUGCGAAAAAGCCUGUGACUCUGCGCCUUGUCGGCGGCAAGGUCAUCAGUCAGCUGUUCAAGAAAUCUAUGAUUGCCUUGAUGUCUCGCCCCCAGUUCUUUCCGACGGAAUCCAUCCCAGUCAUUAUCCUUGAGCAUCUCAGGAAUCGACAUGCCUUCCUGUUUCUCAAGUUCAAGGUCCAUGUCGAUGAAUGGCCAACCCAGAAUUCGUGCAGCCCAGCCUCCAGUCGUGGUCUUACCAGCACCUCGCAUGCCAAUGAUGAAGACAGACUUCUUGACUUCUCCAUUCACAUAACCAUUGAUUUCAGCGACGCCGUUGGUGUGGCCGUUCGUGUGACCAUUAGCGUGAGGUUGCUCAGGCUCGACACCCUCGAGUUUGACGCCAAAAGUCUGGUGCAGGACGUCCCACCAGCCAGGCCAAGUCUUGCCAGUACACUCUCGCUCGAGAAUCAGCGUGCCCUUCGGUGCAACAGCAGCAAGGACACUGAAACUCAUCGCCACUCUGUGGUCAUCGUAGCAAUCUAUGGCGCUAGAGGGCGCCUGAAUGUUACUACCAACGCCAUCAAUCUCAAUACCGUCAUCCAGCUCUCUGCACGUCACACCAAACUUUGCAAGCUCAUCGAUCAUCGCUACAAUGCGGUUGCACUCUUUAACUUUCUGGUUUGCAAUGCCGAUGAUUCUUGUUGUCGCGCCAUAUUUGUUCGGUUCAGAAACAGCAGCGAGGACAGAUGCAGUCAGGAAAGCAUCAGUCAUGGGCUCCAUGUCCAACUCGGGUAUGGGCUUGAGCUUGCCGACCGGAGGUCCUGUGACUGUUGUGCUCGUCUCCGUCUGCUCCACCGUACAUCCCAUGGGGCGGAGUACAUCAACAGCGAAGCGCGCAUCGCCUUGCAAGGAAGAAGACCCGAUGUUUGGCACCGUGCACUUUGUCCCGGUAAUGGCCGCAAUAGCGAGGGGGUAAGUCGCGCUACUCGCAUCACUUUCAACCUCGUAUUCAGCUGGGUUGAUGUAGCUCUGCUUGGGAAUGUGGUAAACGUUCUCCUCCCCAUCAUGGCAAUAGUCAUAUCGAUGUAUAUUGACAAGACUCGCCCUGCGUAUGUCGAAGACAUGAUGGGCGUCUACCUCAGGCGUAAGCCGUGGUUUGAGGAAUGCAGUAACUUGCACUACCAUAGCCAGACUGUGGACGAGACAACUGCCAUUGUAGGUUGGACCAGCCCCUUGGACGACUUCACGAGGUUCCUGAACACCAUGACAGGGAGAAGCGGAGCAUUGCAGAAGAUCUUGGCAAAGCAGCAUUCGUUCUUCAUCGCCUUGACAAGCCCUACGAUACAACAAAUUGUUCCUAUCUUGCCGGAGGUGACAAUGGGCAGUGAUGCUAUUGAGCUCAGAGUCGAUUUGCUCGUGGAUCCAGACAAAGAACCAGGAGAAACGCACUGGAGGCCUGGGUUCCUGAGCGAGCAGGUUGCCCUCCUGAGAGCUUCGACCACUCUGCCUUUGAUUUUCACGUUGAGGAGUGUCAGUCAAGGUGGCCAGUUUCCCGACGAGGCGACCGAGCAAGCCAUUGCGCUCUAUGCGGAAGGUUUGCGCAUGGGCUUCGAUUUCGUGGACCUGGAACUGACCGCUGCGCCUGAGCUCAAGGAAUAUGUAUUGAGCCACAGGAAGAUGUGCACCAUAAUUUCUUCGCACCACGAUCCUAAGGGCCAGCUUUCCUGGGCCGAUGGUGCAGAAGAGUGGAGAGCUCACUUCGAUGCAGCGCGCCAAUAUGGCGACAUUGUGAAGCUCAUCGGUGUGGCCAAGGACUCUGACGCCAACGAUGAUCUCAAAGCAUUCAAGAAAACAGUGGCCAAGGAGUUCCCGCACUUGCCUGUCAUCGCUAUGAACAUGGGCGAGUUGGGCAAAAUGAGCAGAGUCACCAACGGUUUCAUGACACCCGUCAGCCAUCCUGCCUUGCCUGUCAAAGCUGCGCCUGGUCAGGUAUCGGCGGCCGAGAUCAGAAAAGUGCUCGGCAUCGUCGGUGAGAUACCUGCGAAGAAGUUCUAUCUAUUCGGAAAGCCUGUGCAGCAAUCGCGCUCACCAGCUUUGCACAAUACACUCUUCAACCUGACUGGCUUACCACAUAUCUACGGAACCCACGAGACGGAUCAAGCAUCCUCGGCUGCAGACAUCAUCCGCUCGCCUGAGUUUGGCGGAGCCAGUGUCACCAUUCCCCUCAAGCUCGACAUCAUGCCUUUGCUCGAUGCCAUUGAUCCUGCGGCGCAGACGAUCGGCGCCGUGAACACCAUCGUGCCCACCAAAUCGUCUUCUGGCAAGAACAUGCUUGUUGGUCACAAUACAGACUGGCAAGGCAUGGUUCUCGCGCUCCGUAACGCUGGCGCACAAAGUACGCCGGCUGCAGUGAGCCGCGAAGCUGGCAUGGUGGUCGGUGGAGGCGGUACAGCGAGAGCUGCGAUUUACGCUUUGAAAAACAUGGGAUAUAGUCCCAUCUACUUACUUGGCAGAAACAAGACCAAGCUGGCACAACUCACUGCUUCUUUCCCAGCAGAGUACAACAUCACGCUGUUAUCCAGCCCCGAAGAAGCAAGGCAAGUUGCUGUCCCACCUGUUGUUGCUGUGGGUACGAUUCCUGGUGAUCUGCCUAUUGAUACGACGCUGGAGAGUAUCUUGCAGACCGUCUUCGCGCAGAGUGCAGCGACUACACGCAGCAAGGUAUUGCUCGAAAUGGCCUAUAAACCCGCUGUCACGCAACUCAUGGAGCUGGCAGAGAAGAGUGGAUGGAACACUGUGCCUGGUCUGGAGGCGCUGGUCGCGCAGGGUGUACACCAGUUCAAGCUGUGGACAGACAUCAUGCCACUCUAUGAGGUCAGCCGAAACGCGGUCUUGGGAAGAUCGUGA
Messenger RNA from Sphaerulina musiva SO2202, 4680 nucleotides. RefSeq names its product Pentafunctional AroM protein. NCBI's taxonomy places the organism in Eukaryota, Fungi, Ascomycota, Dothideomycetes, Mycosphaerellales, Mycosphaerellaceae. Gene Ontology annotation, biological process: chorismate biosynthetic process; aromatic amino acid biosynthetic process. The coding region runs from base 1 to 4680 and encodes 1559 amino acids. The transcript is spliced from 3 exons. Gene Ontology annotation, molecular function: 3-phosphoshikimate 1-carboxyvinyltransferase activity; 3-dehydroquinate dehydratase activity; shikimate kinase activity. The record is from RefSeq and is a predicted model, not a curated record. Gene Ontology annotation, cellular component: cytoplasm.